AAGAAAUCUGAUAAUCAUGAAAUUAAUGCACCUGAUUGGUUAGGAUUUGUAAUCUCUUUAGUCCAAACUGUACCCAUAUCAUUUUCUGAUAACGAAUAUAUUCUGACUCCUCCUGAUCUUUCUCACUCAUCGUCUUUACUUCUCUUUUCAGCUCCUGUUGUACAAGGUUCUUAUCAUCCUGCUACUAAUGGAGGAAGAGAAAGUUUUAUGCUCUCAAAGCACUUAUACAAUGGCAUUACUAAUAACAAGCAAGUUCUCUCCAACAUCAUCGUAUCAUAUACAAACAAGAAUAAACAUUACAAUGCUUUGAAAAAUAAUAUGCAAAGAACAGUUUUAUCAGUCAUAGAAAGGUUAAAAAUUGGAACUUCCAAGAUUCCACAUAUUAUCGCUUUUGAUAUCAAAUGGACUUAUUUAGGUAGCGAACCACAGUAUUCAGAUCAAGAAAUAUGUUAUGCUUUCCCUCCACCUCUUCAGAAAAAACCAAAGCUCUCCUCAUUUCAAAUGUUUGGUAGAAAGAUAUCAAAUGAAAAACAAGCUUUUGUUAAUUUUAUGGAUGCUAUUUCUCAAGUUUGUACUAAUAAAUAUAACUCUGAACCUACCAAUGUAGAUCCUACACCCGAAAAUAGGGAAUACAUUACUCUAUCUGACAUUGAUAUUAAAAUUAUACCUCUUUCUAAUCUCGAGGAAGAUGCUAAUACUAUAUCUACUGAUAAUAUCAAAUCAGCUACACCUACUUCUUGCAAUACAUCUACUUUUUAA
Dentiscutata erythropus is the source of this 759-nucleotide messenger RNA. Lineage: Eukaryota; Fungi; Glomeromycota; Glomeromycetes; Diversisporales; Gigasporaceae. The record is from the annotation of a GenBank genome assembly.